AUGAUAUACCGACUCACAGGACCCAUGACCCCGUGUGCAGUUGAAUUCUGGGUCAUGAGUACUCUCUUGCCCCUUGGCAUCGCGAUUUUCCAGGCUGCCAACAGUCAGUUCCUCUAUGUUGCCUUUACGCAGCGUAAAUACGCGCAUCUGUCCCGCCAGACUAAAGAGACGGACUCGGAGCACUGGACAUCGAUUCGAAGCAGACCAGAAUCAUCGAUCGCCAGAUCCAGUGGGCUAUUCCAACGCUUCAAAGUCUCAAAUAUUAUCACCCGAGUGACCAUUGUCAUCGCCGCGGGAAUCGUCUUGACAAUUAUCUCGACCUUUAUCAUCUACUUUGGCUCUCGUAAAUUCCACCCUCAUUUUGGAUUCAUCCCAGACAACUUCCGAGGGAAUGACACUCAAAGAAAAACACACUGCAAAAAGGGAUGGGAAUGUCUUCCUGCUUCGCCUUUAUGGCUCGCGGCACUCUACAUUCCCGCAUUCGAAUCAGUCAACAAGUAUUUUGCGCCGCCACUCUGGUUCGCAGUCUCCAUCUUUGUCAUGCAACUCAUGACUGUCCUUUCCCCUUGUUUCGAGAUAUGGAGGCAAAGGAGUCUCCAGGCUCAGACCAAGGCCUGCAUUCAGGCGUGGGAUCACGGCAACAGCCUCAGUGGCUCCUUUCAAUUUCAGGAUCCAAAGAUUUCUACAAUUUAUCGACAGUCGUUCAUCACCUCGGUCGAGGAGACCACUCCAGAAGAUAUCGCGAUACCGGAGCCUUGCGAACCCGUUUCCCCGGACAUGCGACGUGGAGGAUUAUUCACUGAUCUGGCACUUCAACACACCCUACGGCUGAAUCCCGCGCCCCUGCAGAAGUUUGCUGCGCUACACGAUUUCAGCGGAGAGAACAUCAGCUUCUUGGUCCAUGUCGCAGAGUGGCAAAAGCCCUGGGUGGCAGUACGCUUCCGGAAACAAGCUCACGCCUUCAUACUCCCAAGUGAAAGAGCCGAAGAGGAGCGGAAAUUACGCUACCGCCAGUUUUGGCGAGCUGUACACAUUUACAUGUCCUUCGUGAACAUGGAAAGCGCCGAGUUUCCCAUCAAUCUCUCAUCAAAGAUCCGGAAAGGCUUGGAUGCUGUCUUCGGUGACGCUACCAUUCUACUUCUACAUCGUCAUGGGCAAGGGACUCUGCCACAACUGCCGGAACUACCGCCGCUGGUGUCGGACACAGACAAUGCUUUCAUCGAUCCAGAGCAGCCUCGCCUAUUUUCCCUGGACGGAAUUGAUGAUAAAAUUACUGAGCCAGGCGCCACGUCUGCUUCUGCGCCGUUGUCCGUAUCAGCAUCCCGCGUUGUCUCACCGGCCCCGUCAGAAGUCAACAGCAGGGCCAACAUUGUCGUGAGUCGGGGUACCAUCAGCAUCCCCGAAAUAUUCGACGAGAAUGUCUUUGGAGAGGCCACAUCCGUCAUCAGGUAUUUGGUGCUCACGAACACGUGGCCCAAGUUUGUCAAUUACACUCUGCGCUCCAACCAACGGACGUCACAACCAGGACGACCGCAAAGCAGAAUUCAAAGAUGGUUCCCCUUGGCAUAA
Fonsecaea erecta is the source of this 1569-nucleotide messenger RNA. RefSeq lists its product as hypothetical. Lineage: Eukaryota; Fungi; Ascomycota; Eurotiomycetes; Chaetothyriales; Herpotrichiellaceae. The transcript is spliced from 3 exons. The record is from RefSeq and is a predicted model, not a curated record. Bases 1 to 1569 code for a protein of 522 amino acids.